GAUCGUUGACUCAAACUAUUCAAUAGGCGUACUCACAAAGCAGAGGCAAAGAAAGAUGAAAGGAGUAGCUCUUUCCGCACCAGCCAAUUUCAAUAGCUACACCAAAAUCAACAACAGUCAAUUCAAACAACCCACCUUCAUCAUACCCACCAACCAAUUUCGAUUCAGCAGCCGAAAUCACCCAAGUAAAACAUACCCACUUCUCUCAGUCUCUGUAAAACAAUCCAAAUCCACUGAAACCCCGGUAACCCAGAAGCCUGAUUCGCCUCCUCUGGUGGUGGUUGGCUCAGCCAAUGCAGACAUCUAUGUCGAAAUUGACAGAUUGCCCAAAGAGGGAGAGACCAUUUCAGCCAAAAAUGGGCAGACGCUGGCAGGAGGGAAGGGGGCCAACCAGGCUGCAUGUGGGGGGAGGCUGUCAUACCCGACAUAUUUUGUGGGUCAGGUGGGGGAGGAUGCAAAUGGGAAGUUGAUCACUGAGGCCUUGAAGGGUGGUGGUGUUCGGCUGGAUUAUUUGAAGAAUGUGACUGGUGCGCCCACGGGGCAUGCCGUUGUGAUGCUGCAGUCUGAUGGGCAAAACUCCAUUAUCAUUGUAGGUGGCGCCAACAUGAAUUGUUGGCCUGAGAGGUUGUCCGAUGAGGACUUGGAGGUGGUGAGAAAUGGUGGCGCUAUUUUGCUUCAAAGGGAAAUUCCAGAUUCGGUUAAUAUUCAAGUUGCAAAGGCUGCAAGGAGUGCAGGUGUUCCUGUAAUUCUAGAUGCUGGUGGAAUGGAUGCACCCAUUCCUCAAGAACUGUUGGAUUUUGUUGAUAUUUUGAGCCCAAAUGAAACUGAACUUGGUCGUUUGACUGGAAUGCCAACAGAAAGUUUUGAACAGAUUAGUCAAGCUGUUGCAAAAUGCCACAAAUUGGGUGUGAAGCAAGCACUGGUUAAACUUGGGGAGAAAGGGUCAGCUUUAUUUGUUGAAGGAGAGAAACCAAUUACACAACCUAUCAUUCGAGCUGAAAGAGUCCUAGAUACUACUGGAGCUGGUGAUACUUUCACAGCAUCAUUUGCUGUGGCUCUGGUAGAGGGCAAGUCCAGAGAGCAAUGCCUGAGGUUUGCCGCGGCAGCAGCUUCUCUUUGCGUUCAAGUGAAGGGGGCCAUUCCUAGCAUGCCUGACAGGAAUUCGGUUUUGAAUCUUUUACAGUCUGUUCAAUCGUUUUCUUAUUGAUUGGACCUUAAGAGUGCAAGUUCAGUAAUACAUGUUAAUAAAAAAUCAGAGGCCGGGUUGUUUAAGUGCUUUACUUCAUACUCUGAGUAGGGAGAGACCGACGGAGGCCUUUCAGUUAUCUGAACAGGGUUAAACAUUGGGCAAUUGGUGCAUGUUUCUCCAAAAUUGUUGUGAUGAAGUAAAUUAUCAAAAAAAAAUUAUUAACGUAAUUUUUCACUUAAAAUUUUUAUUUUUAAAAAAUUAAUUUAAAUUUGGCCGUUAUUGUUAACUUUUUAUUAAGCUUCAAAAGCAAUAGUUUUAUACAAUUUAAUGGGUUGAAUUUUUGACAAUGGAAAAUUUUAGUUAAACUGCGUCAAAUAUAUAUAUAUAUUUUUUUGUGUGUGUGGUAGUUUACUUCAAUAUGACAAUUGUGGGGGACAAUUUGCAAAUUUGGCCUUAAACAUUGUGAUCUUUGAACUGGAUCUCAUUGGUGCCAUAGAGCCUCCAAGAAUAAGAGUUCCAUGUUUCCCCGGUGAAAUUCUUAUGCUCUUGCAAUAUUUCCAGUUGGAUUAUGAUUUGUGAGCUGAAGAAGUGGAGGUUGAAAAUUUCUGAUCAUGUGUGGGUGCCACAUGAUCAAAAUGUGUUUCACAUGAUAAACGGCUUAGAAAUUU
Messenger RNA from Rubroshorea leprosula, 1857 nucleotides. Lineage: Eukaryota; Viridiplantae; Streptophyta; Magnoliopsida; Malvales; Dipterocarpaceae. The record is from the annotation of a GenBank genome assembly.